Messenger RNA from Manihot esculenta (cassava), 1477 nucleotides. Its product is annotated as peroxidase 46. Gene Ontology annotation, molecular function: peroxidase activity; heme binding. Bases 425 to 1429 code for a protein of 334 amino acids. The record is from RefSeq and is a predicted model, not a curated record. NCBI's taxonomy places the organism in Eukaryota, Viridiplantae, Streptophyta, Magnoliopsida, Malpighiales, Euphorbiaceae. Gene Ontology annotation, biological process: hydrogen peroxide catabolic process; response to oxidative stress. The transcript is spliced from 4 exons.
CGGUAGCCUUUUUAACCGUUUGGAACUGCGAGAUGUAAUGGAGCUUAAGUUUUCACCCAGUAAUCGGUUCGCUUACUAGAAAAGUAAACGCCUUGCGGGUUGGGAAGCUACAGCCUGCGAACGGACUUGCGGCAAAUGACUGAUUUUGAAGAUGAACUAGAUGAGUCAAUUCUAAAAUGUGAAUCCCAAUGCCCAAGUAGUUCCAGAGGAAUGUGCAUGCACAAGCAGAUGAGGAAGUUGAGAUGAAUGCUGAGCUUCAUUUUCUCUGAUCCCACAACUGCAUGCCAUCUACCUUCUGACACGACGUUACCCACAUAAAUGCAGCUUUAAAUGCAGAGAUAUAUGGUGUUCACUCGAUUUUCUCUCUUCAAAUGCGCGCCUUAAAAACUGAAGCAGUGCUCAAGACAAUAGCAAACCACCCAAAAUGGUCAUGGAGACAAAAACUCUGUUAUUUUCUACUCUUCCCCGUUUAAGUUAUGUUCUCAUUCUUGUUCUCUUCAGUCUCGUUGCUGCUGCUGCUUCUGGUAGCCUAUCUUUCAACUUUUAUGCAGCUUCAUGCCCAACUGUUGAAUUCAUAGUUGUAAACACUGUGAGAUCGGCAUCUUCUUCUGAUCCAACAAUUCCUGGGAAGCUUCUUCGCUUGGUGUUCCAUGACUGCUUUGUGGAGGGUUGUGACGCAUCUGUGCUGCUGCAAGGAAAUGGGACGGAGCAAAGUGAUCCAGCAAACAAGUCUCUUGGAGGAUUUGCAGUUAUCAAUUCAGCUAAAAGACUACUUGAAAUAUUCUGUCCAGAAACUGUUUCUUGCGCUGAUAUUUUGGCUUUGGCUGCGAGAGAUGCUGUUGCAAUUACAGGAGGACCAAUGAUCCAGAUUCCAACAGGUAGGAGAGAUGGGAGGGAAUCUUUAGUUGCAAAUGUGAGACCAAACAUUGUAGAUACAAGUUUUACAAUGGAUGAUAUGAUCAAAAUCUUCUCCUCUAAAGGAUUAUCCCUGGAAGACCUUGUUACCCUUUCAGGUGCUCAUACUAUAGGAGCAGCUCAUUGCAGCGCAUUCAGCGAUCGGUUCCAGGAAGAUUCUCAUGGAAAGCUCAAACUCAUUGACUCAUUUCUAGACACCAGUUAUGCAAGAGAGCUAAUGAGCAUGUGUCCAGCAGGAGCAAGUCCAUCAAUAACAGUUAACAAUGAUCCUGAAACAUCCUCUGCCUUUGAUAAUCAAUAUUAUAGAAAUCUGUUAGCCCAUAAAGGGCUUUUCCAAUCAGAUUCUGUUCUUUUAGAGGAUGAAAGAACAAGGGAACAAGUAAAGGAUUUCGCUAAUGAUGAAGGCAGGUUUUUUGAGAGCUGGAGACAGUCAUUUUUGAAGCUAACUAGCAUUGGAGUUAAGACAGGGGAAGAUGGUGAAAUUCGACGAUUUUGUUCAGAGAUUAAUGGGUGAAGUUUCGAAAGAAAGAAGCAAGGAAAUUCAAUUCUAUUUAAUGUCUCA